GUCUGCAGCCGACCAUGGCUUCUGGGGCUGCAGGGGGAUCUGGGGGAAUGAGUUCAAACCGGCGUCCGAUGCUACCAUGGUGUCGUUGCGAUCCAAAUCAGCCAUCUGGAAGCAUGUCACGCAAGGACAGCUGGUGGGGACAUGGGAGAAGAUGCACGACGACCACAAGUUGCGCUGCAACUACUGCAAGGUGAUUUACCAGGGAAACCAGACCAACACAGCGCGACACUUCACGCAGCCUAAGAAGUGCAAGCAGGCACCGCUGUCCGCUCUGGCGGACAUAUGGAACAAGACGCGGUACAAGUUUGACCCGCGUCACGAGGAGGGUAUCCUACGUUAUAUGGAGGAGAUGGGCAUAGCUGACACGCGAUCUUUGUCGGGGAGGGGCACCCAGAGGAGGCAGCCAGGUGGAGGGUUCGGUGCGGACCAAGAUGACGAUAUGAUGGACGCUGUGGACGAGGUGGAGGCGUUUUUGGACCGGGAGGCGAGGCGAGAGGCCGAUGCCACGCGAGGCACUGCGGAGGUGGGAGUGGAGGGUGGUGGGUCGAGUCCCCCGCAUUUGAGGGGGGAGGAGGUCGUGAUGACUGCGUGUGGCACGGGAGGUGGAUCCCGAGAUGCUGGGCAGAGAGAGAGAGCAAGAGGGAAGAUGCACGUCGAUGAGGUGGACGAUGAUAUUCCUGCGGAGAGGCACAAGAGACCUAGACAAACGACUAUCGACGAGGUGUAUGAUGGUGAUGCUCAACAGCGGACGAGGAGCACGUUUUUGGAGUGGGUGUAUGAGGCGGGGAUCCCGUUUCGUGCUUUCCGGAGGAGCUAUUGGAGGAGACACCGCAAGGCUGUGGUUGAGUUGCCACGUGGAGUAUGGAUGGUGUAUCCUAGUCACAAGGAGAUUGGGGGGAAGGGGGUUAUUAAGAAGCGCGAUGAGGCCGCUACCAGGCUCGCGCAUAUGCACGGCGCUGCUCUUCACCUUAUCAGGUCAAAGAGCAAGCGCAAAUCCUUUGUUCAGCCUGUGGAGACGAGAUUCGCGUCUGUGUUUAUGAUGCUCCUUUGCCUAAAGGAGCGCGGAGACGCGCUUGAGUCGAUGCUGCACGAUGAGGCUUGGGACAAUAUUCCCUGGGAGUCUCGAUUGGUCGACCAGGCGGUGUGGGUGCGCCAGACUAUCCGCGAUGGAUUGUUUUGGCGGGAUGUGGAGUAUGGCAUUCUGGUGAUGCCUCCGAUCUACCAGUUGCUCAGGAAGUCGGAUAGGGGCGGGAUGGUUAUGUCCCUGUUUUUUUCUUGGAGUCGUCGUGUGGUGGAUGAGUUACGACGCUUGCAGGAUGGAGAUAGGAUCCCCUCUGAGAUACUCGAUGAUUGCAUCGAGCAGGUCCUCGCCCGUCGCCAGCAUAUGCUGGAGCUGGCGCACGCCACGGGGGGAGAUCGGGCAGGCGCUCGGUACUUGCGCACGCGUGAGCAAAUGAGACUGUUUCACGCACGUAUGGGUCCUAUGUUGACUGACCCUGCCAAGAGGGACGCAGAGGCGCAGGCAUGCAGAGGGGACGACGAGACACCGGGGUGUGCUGCUUGGUGGCAGGAGCAUGGAGGCGCAUACCCCGAUCUUCAGGAGAUUGCAGCGCGGGUGCUGCACAUGUGGACGUUCGCCUCUCCCGCAGAGAGGAACUGGGCAGAACAUGAGCGCAUGUGCACGGCUAGGCGUAACAGGUUAGAGUUCACGAAGGUCGCUCAGCUGGUUGAGUUUGCCACCAAUCUCAAACUGUUGGAGUGUUCCGAGUCAUCUACCGGUUACGUUCUUCCGUGGGGACACUUGGACGCCCUGGAUGAGGUAGAGGGUGAGGACGAGCCCGAGCCUUUGGUAUGGGGAGGUACUCGUCGGCCUCGUCCAGUGUCAGAGGUGUUUGGUGCGAGAGUCGCGGUUCUCCUCCCGUACGAGGCGGAGGUGCCCGAGGAGGAGGUUGUGGAUGACGCGGCUCGCGACGCCAUUGAUGGCGAUGAGGACUGGACCGACCCCGAGGAGAUCGCAUGUCGUGCAGACAAGACGCUAGAGAGAGUCUACUUUGCACAGGGAGGACAUAGCAGCACAGCACGACCUCAUACCACGCUCAUCAGAGCAGACGAUGAYCCKCCGCGCGRCACAUCUGACACACAUCAUGGCACCGGACGUGGCGCGGGCACGAGGGGYACCGRAGGUGCCACACARCCGAGGAGGGUGUUUGGUGUUGACARCACYGAYGAUGASCAGGCAGUGGAGGAUGAGCAGGCAGCAGGGAUGYCGGYGCCUGAGAUGGGGAGARACGYUCAGCCUCGUAGACGGUCGGAGAGGCUGGUUGGCCRUGACARCACAGCCCCGCAGACAMAGACCGGUUGUUCGCARCACCUAGAGGAGAUASAGUGCGACACGGUGGAGGGUGAGCAGUCUGAGCAGCGCACUCCUAUUCACACACACACAUCACAGGACAUGCCUUUCGACUUGCGGACGAGGGACUUCAUGGUGGGUGGGGAGGGCACGUYCGGAUUCGGCAUUGGCAGACRUCARCACGUUCGAGUGGGAGACAUGGCGGACUACUGUCCCCGUGACAYGCCGAGGGAGGAGACYGAGGCAGAGCGUGACGCRCGCAUUGACGYCGAGGAGGAGAGUCGUUUGUCUCRGAUGCARUGGGCGGGGAGGGUGGCUUUUCUGGCGGAGGCGGAGCGCAGGAGACGGYUGGARACCAUUGGUSCAGGUGGYGAUGWCGACARCGCARAGGGUUUGAUUGGACCGGAUGCUGCCCUGCARCCUUCGGGUGGGGGCCGUGCUGAUGAUCCACUUGUGUCUUCAUCGCCUAGUGCUACGACACACCAUGCCACUCUCUCGCCAUCCYCGACCGUUACGRGAYAURCUGAURUUCCAUGUGUGUCAGCARCGCCUCCUGUACCAUGCGGGUCGCCUGCAAGUGGUUCAGGCACGAUGGACUCGGAGUCGGAUAUUGUGCAUGACAUUAUACUGGGACUUAUGGCACCUGCAGGUGCGGAGGUAGAGCARGUGUUACCUGGACACGAGGAGGAGAGGGCRGGACAGGAGGAGGACGCRAUGGGACACGAGGAGGAGGAGAGGGYGGGACGUUCGGUCUCGRACACGCWGGUCGUAGCUGGAGAYGAGGAGGAGAGRGCGGGACAGGAGGAGGACGCGAUGGGACACGRGGAGGAGGAGAGGGCRGGACGUUCGGUCUYGGACACGCAGGUCGUAGCUGGAGACGAGGAGGAGAGGGCGGGACACGAGGAGGAGAGGUCGGGACGUUUWGUCKCGGACACGCAGGUGGUAGCUKGACACGAGGAGGAGAGGUCAGGACGUUCAGUCYCGGCCACGCCUAGCGCACAGACAGUUGCGCGGCGUCCGACACCAGGGAGUGUUGUUGGGAGAGGACACUUGCCUGCCUCUAUGGCACCUUCACGGMAGGAUAUCCGGCAGUCUGACCACCGUCCUUGGUCGAGUGUGCGAAGAGUGGAUGGGAAGYUUAGGASAGAGGUUGYUGGAGCUGAGGCACGACGCCGAGARGAGAGACAGAGGGUAGAGAGAGAGGCACAAGAGAGAGCCAUGGCAGAGAGAGAGGGAGAGGAGGGAGGACGGGCCGAGGGUGAUAGCGGGGGUAGUGGUGGCGGACCCGGUAUAGGCACCGCGUGUCGCAUUUUGGGAGUGGGACUUCCGAGGAGGAUGAGAGAUCUCCGCAUACCAGCCGCCCCAGAGGCCGGAAUGUAGAGCGGGGCGUACACCUUUGGCGAGGAGGCUUUGCCUAUGCGCGUGGGGGAGAGACGUCAUGAGUCAUUGGCGGAGAUAG
This is a messenger RNA of Chara braunii, 3809 nucleotides long. Lineage: Eukaryota; Viridiplantae; Streptophyta; Charophyceae; Charales; Characeae. The record is from the annotation of a GenBank genome assembly.